Achroia grisella is the source of this 1842-nucleotide messenger RNA. RefSeq names its product ecdysone oxidase-like. Gene Ontology annotation, molecular function: ecdysone oxidase activity; flavin adenine dinucleotide binding. The record is from RefSeq and is a predicted model, not a curated record. The transcript has 3 exons. The coding region runs from base 1 to 1842 and encodes 613 amino acids. Lineage: Eukaryota; Metazoa; Arthropoda; Insecta; Lepidoptera; Pyralidae.
AUGCGCACUCUGCACGUCGACGGGCCGUCCGGCGGACCACUGGGUGGGGAGCAAGAAGUGCACCCCGCCCAGAAGCAAAGGAGGGAAACGGCCCGCCUCACAGAUGGUGAUACGUUCGAGUACAUCGUGGUAGGAGCUGGCGCGGCUGGUACCGCUGCGGCUGCUCGGAUGGCGCUCGCUGGAGCAGACGUGUUGCUGCUGGAGGCGGGUGGUGAUCCUGACCUCUUCUCCAGGGUACCCGGAGCAUCUAUGGCACUAUUGGGUUCUAAUUUGGAUUAUCAUUACGAGACCAUCUCUAACAACAUGUCGUGCCUCUCCUCCCAGAAGAGGUCGUGUCGUGCCAGCCGCGGGAAAUGUCUCGGAGGCUCUACUAGUAUCAACUACAUGAUGUACGUCCGUGGAAACCCGUAUGACUUUGAUAGUCUACACCUCUCAAAUUGGUCAUGGAACGAUAUGAAGCCUUAUUUCUUACGUUACGAGGGAUUAACUGAUUUGAAUCUGCUACCUCCAUCCUCAAUACCGUAUCACAAUACAGCUGGAACAAUGAAAGUUGGUUUUUUCAGGAACUCUGAUAAUUCGUGGCGUUCUAGGAUAAUCGAUGGGUUUAACUAUCUGAAUUUUCCUUACAACGCUGAUGUAAAUGCAAUUUCGCAAAUCGGAGUCUCUCAAGUCAUCGGCUAUACUUAUAAAAAUCAACGCAUGAGCACUGCACGAGGUUACUUGGAAAGAGAUGAUGUGAAAAUGAAGUUGAAAGUGGCCAAGUUCACGACGUGUACUGGAGUUAUCAUAGACGAUGACAAUGUGGCGCGCGGAGUCACCGUCGUUCAUGGUCUGUUCAAAACUAAACUACGGCUGUACGCGACGAAAGAAGUUAUCUUGAGUGCUGGCGCUCUAGUCACCCCACAGCUGCUCAUGUUAUCUGGAAUCGGUCCGGCUGAACAUUUAAACGAAUUAGGUAUACCACUUCGUGUUGAUCUAUCUGUAGGUAAUGAUAUGAUUGAUCACGCGUUACCACUUAUAUUUAUCAAAGUCGAUCGAGACUCAAAUUUCUUAAAGACGAUCGUUGAGAGCAUCGGUACAGUAUUUAAUUUUUUUGCUGAUAUACUAUUCACACGAGGCGAGUCCCACAGCUCUAUCGGUGUGACAGAUAUCACUGCAUUUGUGAACACACGAUGCUACGAUUUUAAGGAACGAAGACUUAUGAACAAUGGUGCUGAUUGUGAAGUACCGACAACACAGAUCAUUUUUGCUAAUAUAGACAAAGGUUUGAUUCAACUCGGGCCAAAGAUUUUUCAACACAAAACCGGACUAAACCGAGCUAUCACUAGACAACUAAGUAAAAUUAAUGCAGAUCAUGCCUUUUUAUUAGUAUCAUGCGAGUUAUUAGAGCCAAAGUCCAGUGGUAGGGUACGAUUGGCUGGCGUCGAUCCUCUACAAGCGCCUGCAAUUUUUCUCAACUACUUGGCCGAUAACCGUGAUGUAGAGCAGAUGGUGCGCGGUAUACGGAUCAUCCAGCAUUUGAUAGAGACGCCCGCGUUCAAAUCGCGCGGCGCGUCAAUGGUGCAGCUGGAGCUGGAGGGCUGUCCUCGAAGCGCAGAGGAGGACUGGUCGUCGUACUGGGGCUGCUACGCGCGGCACAUGACGUACUCGACGUUCCACUCGGUGGGCACGACGGCGCUGGGCCGCGUGGUGGACGGCCGGCUGCGCGUGCGCGGCGUGCGCCGGCUGCGCGCCGCCGACGCGGGCGUGCUGCCCCGCCCGCCGCGCGGGAACACCGCCGCCGCAGCCAUCGCCGUAGGGGAGAGGGCCGCAGACUUCGUUCUAGAAGACAAUCAGCACUGA